This is a messenger RNA of Guillardia theta CCMP2712, 369 nucleotides long. RefSeq lists its product as hypothetical. Bases 1 to 369 code for a protein of 122 amino acids. Lineage: Eukaryota; Cryptophyceae; Pyrenomonadales; Geminigeraceae. The transcript is spliced from 3 exons. Gene Ontology annotation, cellular component: nucleus. The record is from RefSeq and is a predicted model, not a curated record.
AUGAGGCAAGUUGAAAUCUUCUCAAGGGGCAUCAUAGAAAUGUCUAACGCACGGGUAUGGCAACACCAGGUUGUCUGCGUGGCAGACGCUCGACUUCCUGACUGUCCGAUUGUCUUUGCCAACCAAAGAUUCUUUGAUUUGACUCAGUACACCCGCGAAGAAAUUCUUGGCCGUAACUGCAGAUUCCUGCAAGGGCCCGACACAGACAGAGAUGAUGUGACUGAGAUUCGCGAAGCGAUCAAAGCUGGUCGUCCUGUGUCUUCAUGCAUUCUAAAUUACAAGAAAGACGGAACCCUGUUUUGGAAUCACUUGCACAUUGAACCAGUAUGCUCUGCUUUCUCGCACCAGCUAGACUCUAAAAGUCCUUGA